Messenger RNA from Lingula anatina, 2298 nucleotides. Its product is annotated as U8 snoRNA-decapping enzyme. Gene Ontology annotation, biological process: sno(s)RNA catabolic process; mRNA catabolic process. The record is from RefSeq and is a predicted model, not a curated record. NCBI's taxonomy places the organism in Eukaryota, Metazoa, Brachiopoda, Lingulata, Lingulida, Lingulidae. Gene Ontology annotation, molecular function: snoRNA binding; phosphodiesterase decapping endonuclease activity. Gene Ontology annotation, cellular component: nucleus.
CAAGCACUAAAGACGUCGUCUGCAUGUUGGUUGCAGACAGAAAACUGCGGCUGUCAUGGCAAACAGAGAACCGGAUGUUUCCGAAUGGGGUGUGUUGACGGCCACAGAAGGCUACGGAAGGCCAGAUUCACAAGAAGAUUACGAGCAGAUAAGCUAUGAAGACGCUAUGGGAAAGACGUGGGGUAAGAACGGAGAGAAGCCGUACAGACACGCUGCCCACGCUAUGAUCUACGCCCCAGAUGGCAAGAAGUUGUGGGACAUGUACGAAAAUAAGGCUGUGAUAUUGAUGAUGAUGAGAUUUGACGGAUACAUCGGAUUUCCGGGUGGAAUCAUGGAUGACGGUGAGACAGUGGAGUUUGGGUUAAACCGCGAACUCGAAGAAGAGAUAGGGCUAGAUCCAACCAGGCAUAGCUUUACUAAAGAGGACCAUGUUUUAUCAUACGUCACCCACAACAAGAGACUACUGCUGCAUUUUUAUUGCAAAAAAGUGACGCUAGAGGAGUGUUUGGAGAUCGAGAAAAGAACCAUCGAUGCAGACGAGUAUGGAUGGGAGGUGUUAGGUCCUAUACGGGUGCCGAUGUUCACAUUAAAUGAUAAUGAAAGAGGCCUUCCAAUAUUUCUUAGCAACAAAUUCAUAGGCAAUGCCAAGGAAGAACUGCUUUACUGCAUUGAAAGGGAGAACAUCAUGACGAAAGAAGAAAUUCAGCUGGCACUUGAAAACUGUGAGAAAUUUAAGGCAAGAUAUAUGAGAUGAGUUUAGCUCUAUUCCUUAGCAAACAUGCUUCGCAUUUAUUUUAUUUAGAGGAGGUUAUACUUAGGCAGCAUAAUGAGUAGAGAAGAUAAUUAUUUCUACAUAUUGUAUAUAAUAUGAGAAUGUCUGUAUAUUAUAUGCAGUAAGCAAGAUAUUUAUUCACAUUUACUAGUGUAAACUCUCAUAUAGAAGGCAGGGUUGUAAAGUGACAAAUUUGCUAUGUAUCAUUAUAUUUAAGAUAGCCUAAUACAUAACAAGUGAGAGUAUUGGUACUGGUACAUUCCCUGUAGCAUAUACAAUUAAAAGGCUUAAAACUGCACCUUAAAUUUGACCGGCUUCGUUAACCCUCCAGUCUGUAAAGCAUAGUAACUAAGCAGUAUAUACCGCGGUAUCUGUUCAAAAAACGUUUUUCAGGUAAUAUUGAAAUGUUAUUCUGAGGUAUUUCUUUAAGUUAUGCUAUUUGAAAUGUGCACAAAGUCAUAUCCAUGGUGGCAUUUUGUCUGGUUGAGUUCUGAUAAUUUGACAUGUUCUUGCUGAAUAUGCAUUUUUUAAGAUGGGAUUUUUGCUUUUUGUGUCAAAACUAUAUGUACAUAUACUUGCCAUAGCUGUCUUAGACUGCAUUCCCACAGAUUUAGAUUGAUCCAUCUAGAUCGACCUAACUCCCUUGGGGUUCAUGCUAAAUUGCUCUCAGCCGAGUGCGCACCAUAGUUAAUUACCCCCUUACAGCUUAUAGUAGGUGGAACAGACAUUAAAACCGGCUAAGCUUACAGUAAUCUAGUGAGACUCCCCACGGGGAUAGAUCAAUCUAAAAUCUGUGGGAAUGCAGUCUUAUUCUGCCAAAUAUGUUUAUAUUGCUCAGUGGUUCACAUAUAUACUGAGUAAGGUGGUUCAGACACAGUCACAUCAAGUUAGCAUGUUGCCUUAUGAAUUCUUUAUCACCUCUGGAGAGCUUUAUUUAACAGAUGUGCUUGCUUGUGUUGACACUGAGCUUUCACCUAAGCUUUUUUAUCAGUAUGAUUUAUUCAUUUCAUGUCAUGUUUUACAGCAGAAGUAAGGUAAUAUAAUAGUUAGGUGUUUUUUUCCUUUUCAAAGGUACCACACAUGCAUUUUAUGGAAACUUGGUUGGAUAUCUACAGUGUAUUUUAAUUUAUUGCUUUGUUAUGAUCUUGUUUUAUGAUCUAUUUUAUCUCAUGACUAAAUAGCUAUUUGUCACAAAAUUGUACACAUAAAAUAAGCAUAAUGUAUGGAUGUCGGUAUUAUGUGGCAAUAGAUCCAUACCUAAACUAGGUUUUCCAUUGUGACCUCAAGGUCAUGUUGGUGAUAUGGCACAGCAACUGCACUUUAAGUCAACACACUGCCUGUAGCCACUUUUGAUGUAUUGAAAAUGGCACAGAAAAUGGUACACAAUUUCAUUGUGUGGGGUCCAUGGCAAAUGUAAUGUAUGCUUUACCUUCAUUUGUGAGCCCAGGCUUCUUUUGUUCAAAAAAUAUUUUUUAAAAACUUAUUUUUAUUAUGUUUGCAAUUUUUUUUCUAUUUUGGAAAUUCAG